AUGUAGAAGGAAGAAUAUCAUAAUGAUAUUUCUAUGUUCGGUAAGCUGAUACUGGAAAAGCUAAAGAAAUUAAGAAUAUUUGUUUGGGGAGCAUAAUCACUAGGAGCUGAAGUCAGCAAGAAUAUUACAUACUACUCAAUAGAUGAAUUGGUUAUUUAUGACUAAGAAAAAAUAGGAUACGAAGAUUUAUCAGGAAGUACUUUUGGAAAAGAAGAAGAUGUAUAAUAAGGCCUUACACGUGCAGAAGUCUGUUAAAAGUGGCUCAAGAAAUUGUAGAAUGUAGUUUAAGUGGAGGUUUGUUAACAAUUUGUUCUUGAAGAGAGUCUCAAAAAUAUAGAUGUCAUUAUAUUAACUUAAAUAUUGAAUGAAAAGCAAAUGAUAGACAUAAAUAAUUAUUGCAGAGAAAACAAUAUUGGUUUUAUUUUGGUUGGAGUUUAUGGUUUGUAUUGCUAUAGCAUGGUUGAUUUUGGUAAUAAUUAUAAAUUACAUGAUAGAGAUGGAGAAGAUACAUAUCCUUUUAUGAUUUCUUCCAUUUCUAAAUCUAACCCAGGAGUAGUCAAUUUAGUUAAUUAGCAUAAGCACAAUUUCUAAACAGGUGAUUUCAUUCGUAUUACUGAAGUAGAUGGAAUGUACUAGGUAAACGGGUAAGAACCACGUCCUGUAAAAGUCAUUGAUGAUUACAGUUUUAGCAUUGAAGACACAACUUAUUAUGCUUAAUAUUAGAAAGGUGGAUUUGCUGAGUUAGUUAAAGUUCCUCACAAGAUUAAAUUUAGCUCAUUAGAUUCCCUGAUAAAUGGCUCUAAACCUUAAAUUCUUAAUUCAAAUUAUAAAAAUAUAAAAUUAUUGCAUAUGUUUUGGAGGUGUUUGAUUUAAUACAAGACGCAAUACGACAAGCUUCCUGAGAUAUUCAACGAAGAAGCUUAUGAACAAAUUUUCCAAAUAGCAUAAGCUAUUAAUGAGUAAAAUAAAGAGAAAUCUCCUGAAUUUUAUAUAGAAAAUAUAGAUUAAGGUUAGCUAAAGCUUUUAACAAAAUAUUGUACUGUUUAGAUAGCUCCACUUUGCAUAGGUUGGGCAGGUCUGAUAACCAAAGAAAUUUUAUCAUUCUGUGGCAAAUAUGAACCUAUUCGUUAAAUAUUCCACAUGGAUUUCUUUGAACUGAGUCCAAAAUAUGAAGUUAAGGCUGAAUAAGUUGAAAAAUAUAAAAAUACAAGAUACUACUAAUAGGUAGCCUUAAUAGGUUGUCAAGGAUAAGAAAAGCUUAUAAAUUACAAAAUUGGUAUAAUGGGAGCAGGUUCAAAUGGUUGUGAAUUAGCUAGGAAUUUAGUUUUAAUGGGUGCAUGUACUGGAGAAAAUGGUCUUUUAGAUAUAUUAGAUGCUGAUACCUUUAAGACAUUCAACCUACACUCACAUCAAUGGAUUACAGAAGACGCAGUUGAUAAAAGCAAAGUUGAGGUGCUUUCUAAAAAUAUUUUAAGAUUGAAUCCUCAAACUAAAAUUAGAUGCACACAAAAACUUGCAGAUAAAUCUUCUGAAAAUGAUUUAGGAGAUGACUAUUGGAAAAAUAUUGAUGUAAUUUUUAAUUGCACUGAUAAGAAAACAGCCAAGUAAUACCUUUUAGAAAAGUCAUUAUGGUACGAUAAAGUUUUGAUCGAUUAGUCUCUUGAUGCAUUAAAGGGAAGCACCCAUUCUAUCAUACCUCACAUUACAGAGAUUCCUGAUCUAUAAAAAGAUGACUUCCUUUCUGGAAGGUUUGAUUUUGAUAAAGACAUUAUCAUGAAUUAUCCAUACCUCUAAAUCCAUGAUAUAAUUUGGGCAAAAGAAAUAUUUGAAUAACUGUUUGUCGAAAAUUUAAGAGAACUUAAAUAGUACAUUAAUCAUCCCUAAUAAUACAUCCACUAAUACUAAAGUCUUUUUAAAUUGAAUAUGAACUACUAGACAAAACUGUUAAUAAUCCAUUGUCUAGUCACAAAAAAGAACAAUUUAGAACUAAAAGAUAUUGUUUAAUUAUCUAAGGAAAUAUUUGAGUUAUAUUUCAAUGAGAGAAUUUACAGAUUAGUUGCCUCACAUAUCCCAGCAGAAAACUAAGAAGAUGAAAAAUUCUGGGUUGGUUACAAGAAAAUUCCUUAAAUAAUACAAUAUAAUCCACAAAACUAAAUGAUAAUAAGAUUUAUAUCAAUUGUUACUCAUUUAUAUGUAAGUUUAUUUUAAUUGGAAGUACCAAAUGAAAAGUUGACAGAAGAUAACAUAAAAAAAAUAUUGCUAAUAUAAUACAGUUCUGCUGAGGACUAAUAACAAUAGUACUGGAAUCUGUAAUCAUAUGAGCUUAAAGAUGAAAAGGAUAUUGAGAACUUUGAAAAAAUUCUUCAGGAAUGUGCAAAACCAGCAAUGAUACCUCAGCUAAAAAUAGGAAUCUACAACUAAACCUCUGAAUACUUUAGAGAAAAAUACAUAGAUUUUCUCGAUAUAUCAUCUAAUUUGAGGUCUUAAUGCUAUUAACAUGGUAAAGUUCCCAGAUAUAAAGUUGAAAAUAUUGCCUUUGAAAUGAAUAGAAGAUCUUUAUUCCCUCAAUCUAUAAUUACAAGUAUGGCUGCAUUAGAGCUUUUUAAAUACGCUACAAAUCAAGACAUAUCUGAUUACAGAAAUAUCAAAUUUGAUCUCACUUAGAAUAAAUUUGAUUUUAUUCCUCCUAUUAAAGCUAAAAUCAUUUAAAAGGAUCCUAAUAUUGUUUACAUUCCUAAGCCUUUUACUGUUUGGGAAAAAAUUAUUGUUGAUAAACCUGUAAGCAUUGAAGAGCUUAUUGAUUCUUUUUCUAAUAUGUAUAAUGUCUCUAUCAACUCUAUUUAUGUUAAUAAUGUCUAAGUAUGGUAGUCUAAUCCACUUGAAUCAAAAGAUAAUUUAAACAUUAUGAAAAUGAAUCUCCUUAAAGCAUAUGAAUUCGAAUCAGGAACAAAAAUGGCUAAAGGAAUUAACUAACUGCCAAUUAUGAUUACUGCAAAAACUAAAAAUGAUUAACCUGCAAUGUUCACAACAAUCAAAUACAUUCACUAAUACGAAUCAGAAAAUAAUUGA
This is a messenger RNA of Tetrahymena thermophila SB210, 3069 nucleotides long. Its product is annotated as ubiquitin-activating enzyme E1, putative. Gene Ontology annotation, biological process: protein sumoylation. The record is from RefSeq and is a predicted model, not a curated record. The transcript has 15 exons. Lineage: Eukaryota; Ciliophora; Oligohymenophorea; Hymenostomatida; Tetrahymenidae. Gene Ontology annotation, molecular function: SUMO activating enzyme activity. Gene Ontology annotation, cellular component: SUMO activating enzyme complex; cytoplasm.